Messenger RNA from Peniophora sp. CBMAI 1063, 942 nucleotides. Lineage: Eukaryota; Fungi; Basidiomycota; Agaricomycetes; Russulales; Peniophoraceae. The record is from the annotation of a GenBank genome assembly.
AUGGCACGCAAGACUCUUGCCAUGGAAUUACUCGGUCGCGGGGGGCCGUCGUUGAGUUGGUUUCCGCGACGCGCCACGCUUGCCCGUGCUGUUCGCGUUGAUGAACGUGCCCACCCCUCAGAGAUGGGCCGUGUCAUUCCCGAAGAACCUGAUUCUGAUUCUAGUAGAGACGCCAACGGAGACGCUGGCUUAUCGGAAGAAGACGACGAUGGGGGACAGGAGGCACACUUUCCUGUCAACCUGAAUGCAGACGGAUUAGGCUACCGCGAGUUCACCGAAGAACAGAUCGAGAUCUACUCGCAAGAUCCAGUGCGCGGUUGCGCCGAUACCCUUCUGCUUUACGUCGGAGAUGCCGUCUUCUCUCCUGCUCAUUUCUAUGCGGACGGUAGCGGCGCAGGAUACGCCGUUUCUGGUGAAUUUCUCGAGGCACUCGACCGCCACGCGGCCACCCUCGCGCCGUCUUCGCCUACUUCAGAUCCGUUCUCCUCAGAGCCGCAGCGCUUCCUCUUCGGACGCUGGAACAAGAACACGGAUGCAGAAGACUGGCAGCUCAUGACGCAGUCCCUCACACGCUCAGCGCCGGCCAGCAUCAAACCAUUCAAUCUCUUACGCGAGCGGCCCGAUCGCCGUGGCGUCUUUGAGUAUCUCGGACGCUUCGAGUUCGCGGUCGACCGCGCGCAGGAUGGGCAGUCGCUUGCUUGGGAGUUGCUCGAUGCUUGUCAGCCUGACGAGCGCCCCGAACUGUAUACUAUCCCACCCGGGUGGACUGCAGAACAGGCACACGCGCAUUGGAGGAAGCAGGCCCUUGGUGGGAGGCAGAGGUUGCUCUUCUAUCUGCCUCGCGCUCCCUACUUUCAGUUCGAACAGCUCGGCAUUGAGAAGGCCUUUUUGAGGAAAAUGUUGGACAUCCGUAGGGAGAACUUCGUCGAUGAUGAAGCUUGA